Messenger RNA from Glycine soja, 551 nucleotides. RefSeq names its product signaling peptide TAXIMIN 2-like. The transcript is spliced from 2 exons. Lineage: Eukaryota; Viridiplantae; Streptophyta; Magnoliopsida; Fabales; Fabaceae. The record is from RefSeq and is a predicted model, not a curated record. The coding region runs from base 92 to 328 and encodes 78 amino acids.
UGAAUCGCUUAUAUAUCCCAAUUUUCACAACCCCUCAUAUUUCUUCACAUUCACAGAACACAAUCAAUUGCAUAGAGACAAAGACAAGAAGAUGGGAGAAGAAGAAGGUUGCGAAUGCAGGCCACUGGGUUUCUUGCUCGGAUUGCCCUUUGCUCUUUUGGCUUUGAUUUUAUCUCUUGUGGGUGCAGUUAUCUGGGUUCUUGGAUCUAUAUUGAGUUGCUUGUGCCCAUGUUGCAUUUGCUGCGCUGGAUUGGCUAAUUUGGCAGUGAGUCUUGUAAAGCUUCCUGUAAAAGUUCUUAGAUGGUUCACUCGUCAAAUUCCUUGCUAGAGCAUAAUCUUUCCCCUUUUUGAUUCUUUUGUAGCAAUACUUGGGUCCUUGUAUUGCCUCUUUUUUUUUUUUUAUCUUUGUUGGGAUUUGCCUAUUGUUUGAUUCAUUGGAUUUGUUACGAUCAUCAAGCGUUUAUAAGUUUAUUCUUUCUUGUGAUCUAAAUUAUGCGUUUCUCUCGUUCUGUCUAAACAAUAAAAAUAAAAAUAUUGAUGUUGGUAUUUCA